AACCCGGAAGUGCACUCAGCGAAGGUCACGCCUCCAAGAUGGCGGCGCCCUGCGCACAGGGCUGUGACAGGUUUUUGCUCGGUCGCUAAUUAUAGCCUCGACCCGGUCUGCGGGGCCAUGGAGCAACCGGGGUUCACCGCCUCGCUAGUGGCUGGUGGGGUAGCAGGCGCCUCUGUUGACUUGAUAUUAUUUCCUCUGGAUACCAUUAAAACCAGACUGCAGAGUCCCCAAGGAUUUUAUAAGGCCGGUGGUUUUCAUGGAAUAUAUGCUGGUGUUCCGUCUGCUGCUAUUGGAUCCUUUCCUAAUGCUGCCGCAUUUUUUCUCACCUAUGAAUAUGUGAAAUGGUUUUUAUACACUGAUUCAUCUUCGUAUUUGAUGCCUAUGAAGCACAUGUUGGCUGCCUCUGCUGGAGAAGUGGUUGCCUGCCUUAUUCGAGUUCCUUCAGAAGUGGUUAAGCAGAGGGCACAGGUAUCUGCUUCUUCAAGAACAUUUCAGAUUUUCUCUGACAUCUUAUAUGAAGAGGGCAUCCAAGGCUUGUAUCGAGGCUAUAAAAGCACAGUUUUAAGAGAGAUUCCUUUCUCUUUGGUCCAAUUUCCCUUGUGGGAAUUCUUAAAAGCCCUCUGGUCCUGGCGGCAGGAGCAUGUGGUGGAUUCUUGGCAGUCAGCAGUCUGUGGAGCUUUUGCAGGUGGCUUUGCAGCUGCCGUCACCACCCCUCUGGAUGUGGCAAAGACAAGAAUUAUGUUGGCAAAGGCUGGUUCCAGCACCGCUAGUGGGAACGUCCUUUCUGCCCUGCACGGGGUCUGGCGCUCACAGGGGCUGGCAGGGUUAUUUGCAGGCAUCUUCCCUCGAAUGGCCUCUAUCAGCCUGGGAGGGUUCAUCUUCCUGGGCGCCUACGACCACGCCCGCGCCCUGCUGUCGGAGGUGGGCAGAGAGGGUCCGUGAGCAGACGCCACGCGUGCGCUUCCCUGAAGAAAGGGGCCCGAGAGAGCCGUGGGGCAGCUGUGCCGCCACCCGAGCAGCAGGUGCCGAAGCCCAGAGCUGCCCUGACUGACGCGGAGCCCGGGGCUGCAGCUGGGGCUGGUGGAGCUGUCAUCCGUCUGUGCGCCACAAAGAGAAAAGCACGUGGCGGUGGGACUGAGCUGCCGCGCAACCCCUCAAUAAAUGCGCCCGGCGGUGCCCUGGCCAGGCCGCGGAGCCUGCUCUGUCUCUGAUCGUUCACUUCCUCACCUGGUGGUGCUCCGCAGACAGCAGCGUGGUUCCAGUCUGAAAGGAAUGACGGGAGGGGGAGGAGGCACAGGUUGUGCCUGUGGUGUCGCCCUCGGGUCAGUUCCCAGGGUGUGCGGUCAGAGCUGUUCACAGAGCAGCCCCCGCGGGAGCAGAGCCAGCCUUCUUUCUGGCACCCAGGCCGUGUUUGGGUACCCUCAGGUGCACCGAGAGGAACGCGGGAGCCUGUCGUGCUACAUACACAAGGGUCCAGGGACCACGAGGUGUGUGGAGGGCGGCCGGCUUUGGGGCAGGGGGCACACAGACCCUGGGGAGCCUGAGCUCUGCUCCACCACUCGCCCUCAGGCUGAGAGGGGACCUGGGCCAGCUCUGGGGACAGCCUUGCCUCCUCGCAGUGGGUCAUGGCCUGGCUUAAGCUCAGCGCUGGAAGGCGAACAGAGGAGAUGGAAAGGUCACCAUAUUUUGGGAUUUUAAAGCUUGACUAAUGAGCUCCAGGUGUAGAAAAAUUCAGAGAGACAUCUUAGGAAUCCAGCAGUUCAUGUCUACCCUGGAGCGCUGGUACACGGCUCUGCCUUGCCUCAAUUUUCCCCCGUUUGAGGAAAAAAUAUUAAAAGCAGAAUGACUGCAUUUAUAAAGGAAUCUCAGGAGAAGAAUGAGCAGAGUCAUACGCUCAACAUUAUAAAUGAACCUUUAUUAAAGACACUUCAAUGCCAUUUGUUAGACACUUCAAUAUUUUACAUGUUUUUCAAUGUACAUUGUACCAAAAUUUCUAUAAAUAAAUAACUUUGUACAUAAAAGUAAUACUUCCUCUUUCACAUUGCCUCUCAGAAGCAGCAAAUUCACAUAUUUUGUGGAAGUAACAUUAAUCAGUUAACUGUUGAGGACAAAACUCAAUGUGCUUACCUUCUGGAACGGUGAUGGCCUCUGACAGGAACAUCUGACACAGGUAGCCAUUUGGCCAAUACCCGCCCUUCAGCUGUUUGGCUAAAGAAAUGUACUUUGAGAUUUUUUUUUUUUUUUUUAAGGACCUCGUUUGUUUCAAUGUAACUUUUAGUGAAUUACGCAUUGGCACUCACAGGAUGGUUAGCUACAGGUCUCAAAAGUGCAACACCCAGGUCCAGGGCUGAAUCUCACGCAGUCCGAGCCCGGCCCCGUCUGUGCAGGGCAGGGUGGACGGGCCUGCCCUGGCUCCUCAGUAGAAAUAAGCUAGCCCUGAAAGGGGAGGACUGGAUCUUUUUUAUCCCCCAAAGUAACAAUAUAUUGGCAGAAUUAGAAUGUCACUAUUGAAAAAUCCACAGGUACCAACACCAGCAGCCUUUGCCUUAAUAAAAAGCCUCAGCUAACCGUCCGGUGACACGGACGAGACCACAUUUGCUUUUAUCAAAAAAGGAGCUGGAGAGAAGGAAGAAAGGCUCUCCUGUUCUGACGCGUGGCGUGUGGUGCCCAGCAGCCUUCACUCCGCUCCUCAGAAGAAAAGCCCCUCGCCGCAAAGGCACGCUGCAGGAGCAUCCGCACGUGGGCACCGGCAGGCCCAGGUGCCACCGACGCAGGCAGAACGUGACUGCAAGGGCACACAGGGCCAAGGAUGUCCCGUCCUUCCAAACCCACCAGAAACUCCGGGAAGCAAAUGUGGUCUUCGUCUAAAUGCCGGCCGUGCAUUAAGGCACCAGAACGAUUCCCGACCCCCCGAUCGAACAGCAACCUGAUAUGAAAAAUAAUAUUGUCAAAAUCGUAUAAUUCUCUUGUUAACCAUGCACUACGAUUAAAAUAGCCUCUGUAAAAGAUAUAUAAUAUAUAUGAACUCUGGAAACUCUUAUGUACAACGGUAUCAAAUACUUUUUCUGCCUUUUGUACACGAACAGCCUCCUGCGUUUCUGCGCUUCCGAUGCGAGUCCUCGGACCGGCUGGCGCUCCACACGGAGGUGAGAGCCGCGCGGCUCAGCGACGCUGGGCCCCAGGCCUGCUCACCGCCCGGCCCACCUCCUCCCGUGGACGCUGGUGUGACGAGAGCUGAGGUAGACAAAGCCUAGCUUUUCGGUGCCGACAGCAGAGGUCCCCUCCGCUUCCCAGGGAGCUGUCCUGUCAGUGGUGUGGACUCGGGACUGGAGUCACACGCCUGGGGGAGGUGGCCAUUGGAAAGGAGCAAGUGCUGGGCCUCGCUGGGGACAGCAGGAAAGCCCAAGGCGGCCUCUGUGCACUCUGUGCUGCCUGACGUGAAGGCAGGGGAAGGCUGUGGGUCUGCGGAGUCCGGUGCGUACCGCCUCGCUAGAGUCCAGGAGUCCCCUGUGAG
Sciurus carolinensis (gray squirrel) is the source of this 3514-nucleotide messenger RNA. RefSeq names its product solute carrier family 25 member 26 (gene Slc25a26). Lineage: Eukaryota; Metazoa; Chordata; Mammalia; Rodentia; Sciuridae. Gene Ontology annotation, molecular function: S-adenosyl-L-methionine transmembrane transporter activity. The record is from RefSeq and is a predicted model, not a curated record. Gene Ontology annotation, biological process: transmembrane transport. The transcript is spliced from 10 exons. Gene Ontology annotation, cellular component: mitochondrial inner membrane. The coding region runs from base 118 to 942 and encodes 274 amino acids.